AUGACCGCGGCCGACCCGACCUACCCCCUUUACCCAUUUGCCUGCGUCUUGGGUGCGACAGUGUUGCUCUUCGUGCUGCUGACGAGCUUUGUCCGACAGAGCUGGAACCUUGGCGUCGCAUUCUUGUGUUUCUGGCUCUUCUGGGAAAAUGUUACAUUGGCAAUCAAUGCUGUCGCCUGGGCUGACAACGGCGACAUCAAGAUGCACGUGUACUGCGAUAUCGUGACGCACGUGCAGUUGCUAACUUCAAUCGUCAAACCUAUGGCCACCCUCAUUAUCACCCGCCGACUAUACCUGAUCACCAGCCUAAGUUCUGUAGAACCUCCUACCAACGCGGGGAAACGCGGCGAUCUCGCAGCCGAGUGGAUACUCGGCUUGGGAAUACCUGUUCUCGUUGCGGGGCCUUUGUACUACGUGGUUCAAUGGUUUCGAUUUGAGGUCAUCGAAGGUUUUGGCUGCACCAACUCUAUCGAUGGCUCGAUACUCAGCAUCUUGCUCAUGCAACCGUGGGCGGUGAUCCCUCCCCUGGUGUCCGUCACCUUCUACUAUCCUCAUAUCGUCAGGGUAUUCUAUCGCCACAGUCGGGAUAUCAAUGACUUUUGUCAGAGUGAUGACUCAGUAGCCCGCACGAACUAUAUGCGCAUACUUGCCCUGGCAAGCAUCGACGUACUGUUCACCUUACCCAUAGGCGCUGUGACAAUCGUCUUGAGCGUGAAAGACGCACUGUCUUUCGGUCCCGUUCCAUUCUACUACGGCUGGGCUUUCGACCACUCGGACUGGCAACCGGAGAGCAUAUCCUAUGCCAGAUUAGUGUCCGAAGGAACCGCCGAUACAGCGGCGUUCUACUUCAACCAAUGGUCAUCGCCUGUUCUCGCAUUCGCCAUCUUUGCUCUCUUUGGCGUCACAUCAGAGGCUCGCGCAUCGUACUGGCAGCUCAUUGGUACCAUUGGCAGACGGUUCGGCUGGAAUCCGACACCUCGCACACGCAAGGCACUACCGUCACUGGGAGACAUGGAGUUUGGUGAGCGACCCACUCGGAGCGCUGUGUCGUUGAGCCUCGAGUCGAACCCGAGCUUCAUCAAUACCAACGCUUGCGCGAGGGAUCAGGCCGUAGACAUCGUAAACAGGGAUGGGAACGACAUCAAGACAGGCUCGGAGAAGGACGCGAUUGUAGAAGGAUGCAAAGCCACUCACGAAGCAACGCAAGCGGACGAAGAUGAGCCGGGGCGGCGUCGUGGGUCUUAUCAAGUUGACUUGGGCGACGCUUCGGCCAUAGUAUAA
Peniophora sp. CBMAI 1063 is the source of this 1281-nucleotide messenger RNA. NCBI's taxonomy places the organism in Eukaryota, Fungi, Basidiomycota, Agaricomycetes, Russulales, Peniophoraceae. The record is from the annotation of a GenBank genome assembly.